AUGCUUUCAAUUCGUCAGGUUCCAUAUACUUUUCUACGACAUGUCUAUUGUUUAUCUUCUUGUCGUUAUCAAUCAAAUACAUCAAACGAAUCUACUAAUAUUUCCUCAUCAGAUAAUAUCAAAAAAUCAUCAGUUAAUUCAACAUCAUGGUCUACAUCAGAUACCAAUGGAUUAGUUAAAGAAUUAUCAUCAAGGAUUAAAACUGGUGGACCUAUAACAGUGGCUGAAUUUAUGCGUGAAUCAUUAUUGAAUCCAAAAUAUGGUUAUUACACACGACAUGAAGUGUUCGGAAAAAAAGGCGAUUUCAUCACAGCACCUGAGAUUAGUCAGAUAUUUGGUGAAUUAUUAGCUAUAUGGCUUAUGUAUGAACAUUCAACAAAUGGUGGUAAUGAUUUACAAUUAGUAGAAUUGGGACCUGGUCGUGGUACAUUGAUGAAUGAUAUUAUUCGAGUAUUAAGAAAGCGAAAAUAUUCUGAUAAACAUACAUUUAUUGCUUUGUAUGAAGCUAGUCCACUUAUGCGACGUCGUCAAGCUGAAUUAUUAUUAAAUCGAUCGUUUGAUCCUAUAAUUACAAAUGAAUAUCGAAUACCUGAUAUUAAUUAUUCACUUGUAUGGAUAGAUGAUCUUAAACAAUUACAAUCUCGUACUACCUAUUUUAUUACCAAUGAACUCUUUGAUGCUUAUCCUAUUCAUAAAUUUCAAAAAACUGUACAAGGUUGGAAAGAAAUUAUGAUUGAUUGGAAUCCACUAACAAAACAACUUCAAUAUGUUUUAUCUGCAAGACAAACAGCGAUGAGUCGACUUUAUAAUAAUUUUCUUAGUAGUAUCGAUGAUAGACAACAUGUAGAAAUCAGUCCACAACGUUCAGUCAUGAUGCAGGCUAUAUGUAAACAUAUAUCAAAUAAUGGUGGAUCAGCUUUAAUAGGAGAUUACGGUCAUUGGGGAGAAAAAGAAGAUACAUUUCGUGGAUUUCAUAAACAUACAGUUGUUGAUCCACUAUCAGAUCCAGGAAAUAUUGAUAUAACAGCAGAUGUUGAUUUUGAAGAAUUAGCUUUAAGUGGUUCACAAAUAGCAAAUGUUCAAUUCUAUGGACCAGUUUCUCAACGAAAUUUUCUUUACAAUCUAGGCAUUGAUAUACGAGCAUCAACACUUGCUAAAAACAAAACACCGGAAGAACAAAAAGAAAUUCUAACUGCUGUGGAGAAAUUAGUUAGUCCGGAACAUAUGGGUGAAAGAUUUCUUUAUCUAUGCGUGCAAAAUUCAAAUAAUAAAAAUGCACCAGCGGGAUUUUCUUCUCCAUAUUAA
Messenger RNA from Adineta steineri, 1305 nucleotides. The record is from the annotation of a GenBank genome assembly. Lineage: Eukaryota; Metazoa; Rotifera; Eurotatoria; Adinetida; Adinetidae.